This is a messenger RNA of Talpa occidentalis (Iberian mole), 1247 nucleotides long. It is a transcript of the gene CAPS, whose product is annotated as calcyphosine. Lineage: Eukaryota; Metazoa; Chordata; Mammalia; Eulipotyphla; Talpidae. The transcript is spliced from 4 exons. Gene Ontology annotation, cellular component: vesicle. Gene Ontology annotation, molecular function: calcium ion binding. The record is from RefSeq and is a predicted model, not a curated record. The coding region runs from base 24 to 593 and encodes 189 amino acids.
GCCGCCCGGAGCCCUGACUCAGCAUGGAUGCCGUGGACGCCACCAUGGAGAAGCUUCGGGCACAGUGCCUGUCUCGAGGGGUCUCGGGCAUCCACUGCCUGGCCAGGUUUUUCCGCCGCCUGGAUCAGCACGGGAGCCGAUCCCUGGAUGUGGGGGAGUUCCAGCGGGGCCUGGCCAAGCUGGGGCUGGCGCUGGCCACGGCUGAGGUGGAAGGCAUCUGCAGACGCUGGGAUCGCGAUGGCAGCGGGACGCUGGACCUGGAGGAGUUUCUACGGGCGCUCCGGCCCCCCAUGUCACAGGCCCGUGAGGCAGUCAUUGCAGCUGCCUUUGCCAAGCUGGACCGCAGUGGGGACGGCGUGGUGACCGUGGAGGACCUCCGGGGGGUGUACAGCGGAAGUGCCCAUCCCAAGGUGCGGAGUGGGGAGUGGACGGAAGAGCAAGUGCUUCGCCAAUUUCUGGACAACUUUGACUCUUCAGAGAAGGAUGGGCAGGUCACACUGGCUGAAUUCCAGGACUACUACAGCGGUGUGAGCGCCUCCAUGGACACAGACGACGAGUUUGUGGCCAUGAUGACCAGUGCCUGGCGGCUGUGAGCAUCACACCCCUUAGAUGUCUCCACUGUAGUUGUAGGACGCCCCCCCCCACCCAACCCCAGCACCCUUGAGCCGGGGCCCCUCUCACCUGGGCUGUGAGCCGGGCAAUACUGGGGCUGUAGAACUGACUGGACCUGAUCUGGAGGACGGUGCUCAGCCACCAGGUGAGAGGUUCCAACAGCGGGCCACUGGCUCAGGCCCCUAGAGAGCAGGGCCCUUGCAAGCCCAAGUCUCAUGCUGUGGCACAUGCUCCCCACCCCUCCUCUGAUCUGCUCAGUGGACCCUUGGCCCUGCCAGCAACUCUCACCCCUGCCCCUCCCUGUGAGGCCUCCAGGAACCGAGGUGGCCCUGGGUGGGGCAACAAAUGGCUGUUGAGUGAAGCAGGGCCCCGCACAAGGCAGCCAUUCUUGAAGGGCAGGCGAGUUUGGUCACCUGCCCAGGCGUGGCAUAUGGGGCGGGGGCCAGGGGCCCACAGGGAGGCCAGGCUGCUGGGGACCUCGCCCUAGGAGGCGGAGGUGGUUCUUGGCCAGGCUGUGCAGCUUCCUGAGGCCCCUGGGGCAUGCAGGAGGCCAACAUUUUAGUUAAAAGUUUUAAUGUAGUUCCCAAAUACAUUUCAUAUGACAAUCUUACAUAAAUGUUCCAAAACACAUGGGC